CAGCUGAAAAAAUCCUCAUACCUGUUCAGUAUGACUUUAAUUUGCCCAACACAUGACACAAAAGGCACAGUCUUUGAUUUUUUUUUCCCUUUACCCAUCUCCUUUAGUCAUGUUCCUGAAUCCCUAGGACUUUUUGGGUAAGUUCACAUAGCUCAGAGGAAGUUAUAGGAUGGCUUUAUUAUAGUUACCCCCGAGAUAUCUGCAUACCUUUGGCUACCAGUGUUUAUUAGGGAGCAGUAAUUGACCCCAAUACAGGCUGUGGAUCAUGCAGAAAGGCAAACAGGUAAAAAUAAGAAUGCAGAAACACAAUGCAAAUUGAGCAAGAUAAACUGGGACUAAUUUCAGCCAGCUUCCAGAUUUCUGGGAGCAAACUUCACCUCACUUGAAUUUUCAAGUCAUUGGCCCUAUCAUGCUAUUGCAGUGCAGUAUUGGUAUGAGAAAAAGAGAAAUUAGGAGCACAGCAGAUGCCUUUGUCCCCCCCACCCAGCAGUCCCCAUGGCAGCAGCCCAGGGCUGGGAAUGCAGCCGUGGGGGUGAGCAGGAGCGACGCUCUCCUGUUGCAGAUCCCUGGUGUGCGGCUCGGCAGGCCGGGACCUGCCCGUGCAGCUCCUGCCCCAGCCUGGCGUGGUCUGCAGGAGGCACUUCGUGGGACAGAGGUGAGGUGUUGCCAUUUGCUGAGGAAUGUGUUUGGAUACAUCACUAAGGGUGAGCCCAGCUGAUGCACCUUCCACAAGCCCAGGCCUUGGAGCCAGCAAAGGCUGCUGACGGUCCCCACCUGAGACAAGAGCCCAUCUGGGGCUCUGCUCUGCCCUGUCUCGCUCUUAGCAGGUGCUCUGUAGAGACGGCUUGAGGUCACACCUCUCCCUUCUGUGCCUUAACAUAAAAGGAGUGUGGCCCUAAAGAAAAAUACUUUUUUACAGACUACAGGGGAGGUACUGAUUUACAAGCUGUGACCCUCUGCUGGUGCAGUCUGCACCAGGUUAUCAGAACUGGAGGGAUCUUUUGACCUGGCCUUGCAGAGCCUCACGUCUCAGCUGCAGAGUGGGAGCCUGUAUCCCCCCCAGCCAGCCCAGCGCUCACUUCUGUUUUCGCUUUCUUUCCUAACCAUCAUUUAUUUCCUUCUGUGGUAGUUUACAGACAAGAAGCACUGGCCUCCCCCUCCCUCUCCACCUCCUUCCCAGCCAUGUGACUGAGCACUCCCUGCAUCAAGUGAAACUUUUCAGUCCCCAGGAAAUCUUGAUUUUCUCUCUGCCUGCUCCAAGGUGAGAAGCAGCAUCUCUCCCACCUGCAGCCGUGCUGGCCAUGGGGAGGAGUGCAUGGCAGCUCAUCCUGCUGACCUUCGGCUGUGGAGGAAGGGCUUCAGGGUUCAAGCUGACAUGGCUACAACAAAACCAUAAAUAAAUAUCUGGAAUUUCCCUGUGUCCCAGACUGGUUUCCCAGACUAUUGCGAAUCACUGUAAGACCAUUGCUCUGCCUUCACAUGCACCUUCCCUCUCCCUUUACUUUGUUGGUAAGUAACCAACAACCCCUUUGCCUGUUACACCCUCUUCAUCUUCCUUAGACCUCAAUAAUUUACUUCCAGCAAAUCCUGCUUUACUACUGCCUGCAGGGAACUCUUGUGCUGCCUGAGGAUUGUGCACGGUCUGCUCACACCUCUGGUGUCCUCUGGCUUCUUCAGUGUGUGGAGAGCUGGGAGCCAAUGUGCUGCCACUGCAAUGGGUAUAUUCAGAGGUGUGAAACUUGGGGGAGUGGUGACGAGUUAUGGAUAGUCUUACAGGCUGUCUGCCUUCACUCUCCUGUCAUGACUGGAGCCAAAUGAAGAAUAAAAUCAUGUCACAUCACCCAUUUGAUAACAAAACAGUGCAGUUUUGUUGUGGGGAUCAACAGAAGUGUUAAAGGUAAAGGUUUCCAGACUACUGACUUUAGUUUCUUUGCAGCAUUUUCCUCCUGCCUUGCUGAAGUGGCCUCGAGGGUUGAACUGUCUCCAGAAACCACGUCCUUCCACCAUAUGGCUACUUCUGCUCAGCCACUUUCCCUUUAUCAUUCCUCACCCCAUCGAAGCACCACAGUUCACUUUAACAGCACAGUCUCUCUUGAAACAACACCCACGAGCCACGGAACAACUGUGCAGACAACAGAGCAGCACCAGGAAACAGCAGCUCUAGGCCAGCACACGACAGCCCAGGCAGGAGCUGGAACACCCAUCACCACCACGACACCAGCAGACAACACCAGUGCAGCUGGCCAGGCCACAACCCAGGCCAUGCACAGGGUCACACCUGCAGGGAAGAACACAACCACCCCCUCUGUGUCCUCCGCACACACGAGCACAGCAAUGACAGCCACCAACGCAUCCCUAAACCACACAACAGCAAAUACUCAAGUGACAGCUGCUGCCACCACCUCUACAGCCACCAUGCAGACGGUCAAAGCCACCACACAGUCAGGAAAACAAACAACAGCGACCAGAAACUCAACAGCCACAGCCAUGACCAGCACAACAACCGCCCGUCCAGGGACACAAACAGCCAUCCCAUCUACUGUGGUGACAGUGAGACCCACUCCUGCCCCACGGCCUUCUCCCAUCCCCACUGGCACAUACACCAUUUCCAGUGGGAACAGGACCUGCAUCAAAGCAGUCAUGGGUCUGCAACUGAUGGGUCAAAAUACACAAAAGGAGCAGAUGGAGUCUGUGAUUGUCAACCCCAAUGCGACACAGACAUCUGGAAGCUGUGGGAUGGUGCAGUCUCAGCUGAACUUAACUUUCAGUGGAGGAUUUGUGAACUUCACCUUUGUAAAGCAAGCUCCAAGUUACUUUGUCAGUAACAUUGAGAGCAGAGUACAGUUAUCUUCUGAAGGUAUGUUCUACUAUGCAGCCCUAAAUGAGAAGCUGUUUACAACAAAGCUGGGGAAUUCCUUUAAGUGUGCCAGCAGGCAAACCUUCACCUUGGAGAAGAACUUCCAGAUCCUCUUUGUUCAUAUGCAGCUGCAGGCGUUUGAUAUUGUUGGUAACCAGUUUGGAAAAGAAGAAGAAUGUUUUCCUGACAGAAGCAGCAAAGCAGCUCCCAUCGCAGUGGGCCUGAGUAUCCUGGGGCUGUUUGUCAUUGUGUUUGUUACUUUCCUGAUUUCCAGGAGGAAGCCACAUAGAGGAUACGAGCGCAUCUGAGGUGCCCUUGUACUUCCAAAUGGGUGUAGCAAGCAGAGAAGUCACGGGAGUUUUAGCUUCUGCCUGGCAAUCUCACUGCCCUGAAGCCACAUUUUUAAGUGAGAUGACACCAUGUGUUUAAAUCUAAUGAAUAUUUCUGCAAGUAGUUUCUUUAGGGUAGGAAGGAGACAACUCACAUCCUCUACUUUAGGCUAUUCUUAGCAUCUAAUUUAGAUGUAGCCCAGAAGACCAAAAUGAGGAGCCUAAAUUCUCUGUGUUAUCAACAAAGGAGAUAAUUCAGACCACCUAAGUCAGAUUCCUAGAAAUAGCUUAAAGCAGUAUUGGUAUCCCCAAGAAAAUCCAUCAGGUUUGUUAAUUAUAAUAUUUAGAUUUAUUAAAAUAUAUAAGUUUGGUGAUAUGACUUUCAAAUGAAUAAAGCAGAGAUCCAGAGCUACAGACAACCCUGUUAAAUUAAAGCUCAAUGAAAGCCUUGUGGGAACACUGUGUGUGCCAAAAUCUCAGGGUAAGUGUCAGUGUGACUCCAUUCACAAGCAAGUUCUCAGCAGUCCUACAAAGAGUUACACUUCCUAAGUGCUUGGGUUUUUUCCUAUUAAGCCCUUUGCAAAGGCACAGUGGUAAUACGUGACUCUUACUCUGGAGCUGAAUAUGUCACAGUCUUGUGAGAGCUCACGAACCACCCAUGUCCUGUUCAGACAUGGACCUGUUACAGUGACCACCACUGAGCCCAGUAACUGCCCCUCUUCUGAGAUGGCAGCACUGGGAUCUCUGAAUCUGGGAAGAUGCCACACUCAUUGGAAAUGCCUGGGAUUCAGUGACCACCAUUGUGGCAGAUCUGCCCGAGGUCCCUGAGAAAUGGAAAUCCACUGACACUGUAUGUUUAAGGCUUCUCUAAGAGCUAAAAGCUUGCACAGCCCUUGGACAAAUUCUCUGUCCAAAAGCGAAUGUUAUCCAGCAUGCUGGAUUUUCAUGUGGAAAUAAUUUGGAGUUGCUUUAAAGCACAUUAAUUGAUACACUCUGCAGUUUAUUUCCUGCUAAACCGAUGAUGAAGGCAUGAGAGUAGUAAUUGCUUUUGAGAUUAAGUCCAGCUCAUGUUCUUUGUUGUAAAAAGGAAAAGCUCCUUGUUUACAAAGGAGAUUUACAAAGCAAAUGUGCACACACACACACAUACAUGCAUGUGCACACACCAUACAAUCUGCUCACUGAAGCCAAUGAUGUCCAAAUGAUAAGAAAUUAUAUACAAAACUAUUUGCAAAAGAGAAAAUAACAUUAAACUCCUCCCCCUAAGGAGUUAGGGUAAGGGCUUAAAUUUUACUAAUAAAAGUUUGGCCUGGAAAAGGACUGUGGAAUGGUACUCAUUAAACAAAAGAAAGACUGAAAUCAUAUGCAAAAAUACAUUGCUAGUUUAAUCUGUAUCUAAACAAAAUAUAAAUGCUAUGAGCUAAUUUCAUUUCAAUGAAGAAUGGCCCAAAUCCUGAGCAGUUGUGAAUGACGAUGCAACCUCACUGGAUUUUCACUGGGUAAAACUGGUCAUUGUAUCUUGUCAGUUUAAUUUCCCUUAAGUAUUUGUAAACAGUUCUGAAAUUUUACUAGUAUUUAACGAUUGUGAGUUGACUUCUUUAAAUUGAGAAUGAAAGGAAAUAUUUUCAUUCCAUGAAUUACUAAAAGAUGUUGGUCUGUGUGAAGUAGGAAACAUGGUCAUACUGUUCCAUAAUCAGUAUAAUGUGUAGCUGUAGAAAUAAUUAAGUCUCCAAAAAACAUUCCCUUUGAAUCUGAAUGAACCAAUAAAUGAGAAAGAUAAAGACAAUUCCGAAGCACUUUUGCACUUGGAGAAACAUCAGAGAGAAGUCAGAAGCAGCUGUGAGCACAGGGGCAGAAGAGUACGUUUAUAAGGUAAAGUAGCACAAGCAAUGGGAUACCAAACUUUCCAACCUUUAAUAGGGAGACAGUGAUUUAACUGUAUUCAGUUUAAAGCUCAGAAUGGUCUGACCCUAAGCUGUUCUGCCCAGUGAUCAAUAAACCUCUCCCACUCAAAGCUAA
Molecule: messenger RNA, 5202 nt
Organism: Pipra filicauda (Wire-tailed manakin)
Lineage: Eukaryota; Metazoa; Chordata; Aves; Passeriformes; Pipridae
Gene: LAMP3
Product: lysosomal associated membrane protein 3
Exons: 6
Coding region: 2008-3165 (385 amino acids)
Cellular component (GO): membrane
Source: RefSeq, a predicted model, not a curated record